AUGGGGGAUUUUGCAACCCCCGCCGCUGCCGCGAACGGCGGCAGCCUUUGCCUCAACAAUAACCUGAGCAGCAGCCUCGGCGGGGCCGGGAUCGGCGUGAACAACGCUCCCCACGGCCCUCCUCCCGGUAACAGCGCUACUCAUAGCGGCGGCGGCGGCGGCACUAACGGGAGCAGCGGCGUUCCCAAGCACAGCACCGUGGUGGAGAGGCUGAGGCAGCGCAUCGAGGGCUGCAGGAGGCACCACGUCAACUGCGAGAACAGGUACCAGCAAGCCCAGGCCGAGCAGCUGGAGCUGGAGCGAAGGGACACGGUGAGCCUCUACCAGAGGACCCUGGAGCAAAGGGCCAAGAAAUCGGGGGCCGGAGGCGGCAGCAAGCAGCAGCAGCAGCACCCGAGCAGCAAGCAGCAACAAGAUGCCGAGUGUGCCACGGCCGAGCAGAGGAACCACACGCUGAUCAUGGUAAGGGGGCGGGCGAGAGGGGGCUGGAGGGCGGCUGCGGAGCACUUGUGGGCUGGCGCUUUCUCAUUUGGAGUUCUCCCUUCUCGCCGGAGCGGAUGUAGGAGGUUGGGGAGGAGGGUGGGGGAAGAGAGAGAAAGAGCGAGAGAAAGCGAGGGAUGCUUGGCUGAAGCCAGGGAAUGGGCGGAGAGAGGAAACUUUGGUCCUAUAACUAAUAUGGGAACCCAGGAAGCAAAAUGGACUAUUUGAAGAGGAGUUGUCGAAGCCUCUGCAUUGGUGGGGGUGGCUAAGCCGCGCGCACACGCUCCCUCGCUCUCUGUCUCUCUCUCUCUCGCUUGCCACUUGGAUCGAUCACUCAGGUAAUGAUUCUUCACCUGCCGGCGUCACACACUCUCACCCCCCCACUUCCCCCAGUCGCUCACAGGUAUCAUUGCAUCGAUCACGGCGCAAAACAAUGAAACAAAUGAAUUGUGCAUUUGGCUGUUUCACGUGCCAUUGGAAGAGCGGCGUAAAAACGUACACAAGAGAACCGACGCGCUUGGAGGGUCCCCCUUGUUGUGUAGGCAGUUGUCGAGUAGCGCCGGGAAGACCAGGGGGAAAGCACGUGCGUGUGCCUGCGCGUGUAUAUCUCUCCGGCCAGCGUGGGUGCGUGUCUGCAAGGAUGCUCGCUGCCUCUUUAAAUCCAGCGGAGGGGGAGCUUUGUGGGCUGGCUUUGCGGAGCGGGAGUGA
Messenger RNA from Podarcis lilfordi (Lilford's wall lizard), 1188 nucleotides. NCBI's taxonomy places the organism in Eukaryota, Metazoa, Chordata, Lepidosauria, Squamata, Lacertidae. The record is from the annotation of a GenBank genome assembly.